Schistosoma turkestanicum is the source of this 679-nucleotide messenger RNA. The record is from the annotation of a GenBank genome assembly. Lineage: Eukaryota; Metazoa; Platyhelminthes; Trematoda; Strigeidida; Schistosomatidae.
AUGCCUCAUGCACUAUUAAACAAAAUCAAUGCUGCAGCUAGACCUGAAGAACAACAACGUUUAUCAAAAAUUACAGCAAAUCGUUCACUAGCUGCGUAUGUUUUACCAAUUCGUACAGUCGGAGUACAAGGUGAUCAUCGUACUUAUAGUUAUGCUUGUGCAUUAUCUAGUUCAACUGCACCAGAUUGGGAUGCUCUAUCAUUUUUGGCUAAUUUAAUUCCACGUAUAUGUCAUAACAUUAAUCGAGUGGUCUAUAUAUUAGGAUCACAAGUUGUUCAUCCAGUCAAUGAUAUUACAAUCACAUACCUUCGAGAACCGGUGAUUAAUACACUUCGAGAAGUGGAUGAUAAAGUUAUGACAGUGUUACAAAACAAUGGUUGUAUGAAUAAUGUUGAUCAAAUGCCAGUUGUUCUUAUACCGAUUCAUUUUGAUCGUGAUCCAAGUCAAGUAGUAUCGAUUCCGUCUAUUUUACGAUCAAUUGUACUUAGACCUGUGAAAUCAGCUGAUUUCAUGACAUGUAUUGCUGCUAUUCCCGGUGUUCAUAUUCCUGAAGAUGUUGUUUACAAGAUGCAAAAAGCAGCUGAAGAAGUACCAGGCAUAUCACGUGUUCUAUACGAUCUCACGUCGAAACCGCCAGCAACUAUUGAAUGGGAGUAAUAUAUAUAUAUAUAUAUAUAUA